Molecule: messenger RNA, 210 nt
Organism: Didymodactylos carnosus
Lineage: Eukaryota; Metazoa; Rotifera; Eurotatoria; Philodinida; Philodinidae
Source: the annotation of a GenBank genome assembly
AUGAUAGCACUUCACCAUCAGAUAUUGCCGGUUAUCAGUGUACCAUUAGGUUAUUUAACAAAUGAGACUGAAGGAAAUACUGUAGGGCAACCGUACGGUAUUGCAUUUUGUGGGCGAGCAUGGAGUGAAAAUAUUUUGUUAACAUUAGCUCAUGCAUUUGAAGAAGGAACAUCUGUUAGACAACGUGUAGAAUCAUUACAUGCUCCUUAA